UUUUAUUUCUGAGUUCUGGCCGUUUAUGUAUUUACUUAAAGACUUUUCAUUUUCGAAAUUUCCGAGUUUCUUUUAAAAUCAAAACUGCAUUUUUUUUGGUUUGUAAUUAAUUUUUUGCCAGUUCUACUAGCUAACGCUUGAUGAUCGUUAUGCGAUACCAAGCGGUGGAUUGGGGCCAGCUAGCGUGCUCGUUCAUGCAAACGAUCCAGUCUUCUAACUGGUAACCGUAAGUGAACAUAAAUCCAAAAUGGGAAAGAUCAUCACCAGCAAGGAUAAAGCGCGGAGUGCUGAUUUUAUCCGGCCUCCCGUGCGCUACCACCCUCACAUGGUGCCGGGAAACGCCUUUCGGCCACCUCGCCCAAAUCCUCCGCGGCCGCAGCCCGUAGGACGCGGAAUUGCCAGCACCGCCUCGGUCCCUUGUCUGCCCCUGGCCAGUGCUCCCAGGGGCCCGCUGCAGACUGGUCAUAUUGGCAACCGGCUGCAUCCGUCUGCCUCCUCGGAUCAGAGCCGCGCUUCUUACCCGCAACCCUUUAAUUCCACUGGUUAUUCUGCCAACCGCAACCCAGUAGCCGUCCGCAGCCAGGACGUACUGUUUGAGUCUACUCAUACUGCUUCCUUGGCGCAGGAGCUUUCAUAUGGAGGGGAGAAUGCUGAUAGUUCACCCGAAGGGCCCAUCCUAGAAGGAUGUUCUACGGAUCUGUCGACGUGGGGACUGCCCCAACAGAUCGUAUGCGCCUACGGUCGAGCCGGUAUCACCAGCAUGUUCCCCUGGCAGGCGUCCUGCCUGUCCAUCGGCGCCGGCCGCGCCCUUAAUGGAGGUAAUUUGGUCUUCUCGGCGCCCACCAGCGCCGGCAAGACCCUGGUGGCGGAAAUCCUGCUGCUGAAGCGCGUGGUGGAGACCAAACGGAAGGGCCUUCUGGUGCUGCCCUUCGUGGCCCUGGCCCAGGAAAAGCUCACUGGCCUGCAGCGCCUCCUCAAAGGCAGUGGUCUGCGUGUGGGCGGCUAUAUCGGCAACAGCAAUCCGCGCGGCGGACUGGCCUUGCUGGACGUGGCUGUCUGCACCAUUGAGCGCGCCAACUCACUGGUUAAUCGUCUGAUGAAGGAGGGCAAGUUGCAGGAGCUGGGCGUAGUCGUGGUGGAUGAAUUGCACCUGGUGGGUGAUCAUUCCCGGGGAUAUCUUUUGGAGCUGCUGCUUACCAAAGUCAUGUACGUAAACCGGACGCGGAGUUGCGAGGACGAAUCGCAGCCCGAGACGGGAUGGAUUCAGAUUGUUGGCAUGAGUGCGACAUUGCCGAAUUUACCGCUCGUGAAGAAAUGGUUGGAUGCGGAUUUGUAUAUCACGGAUUUCCGUCCCGUUUCAUUGACGGAAACGAUCAAACUCGGCUCGUUCUUAUACAAUCGUGAGUGGACGAAACUGCGCGACCUCUCUGCAAUCUCUGACAUCCUCGACCCCGAACAGAUGUGCGGUUUGUGUCUGGAGACAGUGCAGGGAGGACACUCGGUGCUUGUGUUCUGUCCCACGAAGAACUGGUGCGAGACAGCUUCUCUCAACAUUAGUGCACAAUUUGUCAAAACCCUUCCGCCCAACACGGUACGCACUGAACAUUUGAACGAACUCCUUGAUCAGCUGAAACGGACACCGGCCGGACUGGACGCCAUCCUACGGAAGACCAUCCCGCAAGCGGUGGCUUUUCAUCAUGCCGGCUUGACGGCCGAUGAGCGAGAAGUGGUGGAGGGCGGGUUUCGCAAGGGACUGAUUAAGGUGCUAGUGGCUACUACCACUCUGUCGGCAGGAGUAAAUUUGCCAGCUAGAAGGGUUAUUAUUCGCUCGCCAAUGGUAUACGAGGGCACUAUGAAGGGGAUGGAUCCCUUGACGUAUCGGCAGAUGGCUGGCAGAGCGGGUCGGAAGGGAGUGGACACACAAGGCGAAAGCAUUUUGAUAUGUAAAAACACCCCGGAAGAAGUGCGAGCAGUCAACACCAUCUUUUCGGCCGCAGCGCGCCCUUUGAAAAGCUGCUUGUCAAUUGGAUCGUGCGACGCUCCCAGCGCAUCCGUCCAGCGCGCUGUCCUGGAAAUUAUUGUUAAUAAGGCGGCGCUAUGCGUCGAUCACAUCUUCACAUAUCUUCAGGGGGCACUUUUUGCCUGUGAACUGAACAGCGAAGAAGAGUGCAAGCGAUACGCCGCUGGUGUGAUUGCCGCGUUAGAGCAGUCACAUUUCAUCCAGACCGACGAAGACGGGGGCAGCGGUGUGCGAGCCACCCAGCUGGGCAACGCGGUGAUCUGUUCAGGGUUAUCGCCGGAAGACGGGAAGACAGUGUUUGAAGAGUUGUCCGCCGCCCGGCCCAACGUCAACCUGCAGAAUGAGCUGCAUAUUCUGUAUCUGGUGACGCCGUUAAACGUGGUGCGCAGCAUCGGCGACAUCAAUUUCUACCAGUUCAUGAACAUCUGGGAUAAAAUGUCGCCAGAAUGGCAGAAAGUGGGUAAUUUGGUGGGCGUCGAUGAAGCAGCACUGCUCAAAGGGGUCAGGAACGAUUUGAAGGAACCGCUACGUCUCAGCCGGAUUAAACGCUUCUGGUGUGCCUUGAUGUUGAACGAGCUAGUUCUGGAGACCGGUCUGGGAAAAGUGGCGCGCAAGUACGAUGUCAACAAAGGCGUCUUGCAGUCGCUGCAGCAUGGAGCUGCUUCCUAUUCAGGGAUGAUCACGGUGUUCUGUGAGGAGUUGCACUGGGACAGUAUGGCGUUGCUCUUCGAACAGUUUCAGAGCCGAUUGGAGUUCGGGGUGAAGCGGGAGUUGGUGCAGUUAGUGCGGGUGGUCCAGCUCAGUGCUCUGCAGGCUCGGUGCCUCCAUGAUGCCGGUUUCGCCAGCCUGACCAAACUGGCCACGGCUGAGCCGCCGGAAGUCGCCGAUGUGCUGCGCAAAGCGACUCCCUUCGAGCUGAUGGACAUGGCUGACGGAAUGAAGAGUAACGUGGUGCUUAACGGGAUGCUGGCUUUGCCAAGCGUGGAGGCUGCACAGUUAGUCAUUACCGAAGCACGACGUUUGGUGGAAGCGGAUAUGGAGGUGGAGGGAUUUCUGGUCAUUCCCAAUAAGCUCAUGGCUUGAGCCUAUAGAUAUAGUAGCCCAGCGCAUUAUUGUCGCAUAUUUGAUCUUCAUACAGUUUGCUCUUUUGUUAUUGCUUCUCGGAUUUUUUAUGGUUGGAACUUGUGCGAUGAUCCUUUGUGAUAGAUCUGUCUCUUUUCUAGCAAGUCUGUCUCAUUAAUGAACAAUUUGUAAGCAUUUUAUCUGAUUACAGAGA
Molecule: messenger RNA, 3296 nt
Organism: Paramacrobiotus metropolitanus
Lineage: Eukaryota; Metazoa; Tardigrada; Eutardigrada; Parachela; Macrobiotidae
Product: DNA polymerase theta-like
Exons: 9
Coding region: 248-3103 (951 amino acids)
Molecular function (GO): ATP binding; nucleic acid binding
Source: RefSeq, a predicted model, not a curated record